CCCUAAACGUUCCGUUCCGCACUGGAUGCAAACGCAGAAGUUUGGUGAGGAUGCUGCGCGAAGCCAGGACAGCCAGCGUCCCUGUUACGGAAGUGAGAGCGGCUAACCCCGUCGUGCCUCAUCGGGAAGGUGCGGUAUCCCAUGAUACCUCGCGACAAGAUGGCGGCCCCCACGUAAAUUCACGUGAACGGGAGAGCUCCAGACCUAACGAUGUCAAUCAGCACCUAAUUGACAUUGUUACAAACUUGACAGAAAGUGUUGCUACGCUGCAGAACUGCUACCAACGUCUAGAGAGCAGGUUGGAAUCGCAAACACGACGUCCAGUGGCGGCAGCCGCCGGUAGUGAAAAUCAGCCCGUAGUUGACUCGUCUCGACCAGUUCCAGCAGUGAUAAACUCGCCAUCAGUGCAGCUGGUUCCAACACCACUACAGGCUGAGUACACUUUAGAAACAGCUUACAAGCGUUUUCAGGAGGACAGCACACUAUCUCAAGAUGUCAAGGUUUCGGAAACUGGCUCCUCAGGCAGACCUUCAUCCUGUUCCUUGCCUCCCAAUGGUGUCAAUUAUGAUGACUUAAGCCUGCACGUGGACUCAUUGUGGGACUCUGCUUUAAGCCAACGUACAAGAGCUUCGUACCAGUCGGGACUUAACUGUUUAUUAACUUUCAUCCUUAUGCAGGGCACAAGUUUUCCUGCCAACACGUUGCCUGCAGUGGAUGAGGAUGUGCUUAUUCGUUUCGUGACACACUGCCAGAAGUCUUUGCACCUUAAAUUUGACACUAUCAAACUAUACCUAGCUGGUAUUAGAUUUCACUACAUUAAGAAUAAGUUGGGGGACCCUACCGCUAACACUCUACGAUUGUCUUAUAUCUUGCGCGCUGUUAAGAAGACUCAAGUUAACACUUCUGUCAAACGUCUCCCUAUUACUUGUGCAAUCUUAGCUAAUAUGUGUAACGCUAUUGCUCAACAGGGUAUGUUUAACCCAUUUGUUGAUCUCAUGUUGUUAUGUAUUUAUAAAACCGCUUUCUUUGGUUUUUUACGCUGUGGUGAAUUUACAUGUAAUGCUGUGUGGGAUACCAAUUUUAUUCGUAUUUGCGAUAUUAGUGUACUACCAGAUUUAUCGUGUUUCAAUCUCACGCUGCGUUCAUCCAAAACAGACCCUUUUGGUAAAGGGGUAAAUAUUAGUAUUUUUGAAAAUAGUGUUUUUACACCUGUGUCCACUAUGAGAGAAUACUUAAACCUAAGACUAUCCUCAGGUGCCACUCUUUCUUCUCCUUUAUUUUUAGAUCAUAUCCAUUCAUCUACACCCUUAAUGCGUCAUACAUUUAUUUCGUAUUUAAAGGAGACUUUGUCUAGGGUUGGUAUAAAUAACAAAUCUUUCAAUGGCCAUUCUUUCCGUAUUGGCGCUAGUACCUCUGCUGCAGCAGCUGGAGUGGAAGACCAUGUCAUUCAAACUUUAGGUAGAUGGUCAUCUGACUGUUUCAUACGCUAUAUACGGAUCAAUCCUGCUACUAUCCGUCGGGCUCAACAGGUUAUGUCCUCCUGAAUAGGGUGGGGAUGGGUUUUUUAGGGAUUAACUAUUACUUGUCUUGGCCUUUAUUUUCUCAUGAGUUGGUCUAGGUCUAUAGUUCUUGUCAUUUCAAUCUACUUGUAUUAUUAAGCAUACUAUGAGUUUAAAUUAGGCCUAUAACCUUGCGUUGCAUUUUACUAUGCUUAUUUUAAUAUCUAUUAUUAUCUCUUGGGGGCUCUCACUCUGUUUUACCUGCGUGUUAUCACUCUGUUAAAACAUACGUUCAUUUUUGGCUCUUAAUUCUUGGGGAAUUUUACCCCCAAUUCAUAAUAAUAGAAUAUUCCCAAUUUGUUUCAGCUUCUCUCAUAUCGUUGAGGGUCUAGCUAACAUUUUCAGCUUCUCUCAUAUCGUUGAGGGUCUAGCUGGUGGUGAAUAUUCUAUUUAUAAUGCUGUUUUUCUAGGGCCACUUGCAGAGUCUAGUAGCUUCUCUGGUAUCGUCCAGGGUCUAGUAACUUCUCUGUAGGGACUCCUAAUCUAGCUCCGAAACAGCUCAGAGUCUUGUUUUAAGUUAUAAUUUUCUAGUAGUUAAUAGUGAUUAUGAAUAGAGUGAGUAGCCCCUGUUACGCCAAACCGUAGCUUGUCUAUUUUCUUAAGUGUAAUAAACAUUUAACUGUU
Molecule: messenger RNA, 2183 nt
Organism: Ylistrum balloti
Lineage: Eukaryota; Metazoa; Mollusca; Bivalvia; Pectinida; Pectinidae
Exons: 2
Coding region: 51-1544 (497 amino acids)
Biological process (GO): DNA integration; DNA recombination
Molecular function (GO): DNA binding
Source: RefSeq, a predicted model, not a curated record